CGUGCCGCGCAUACCAGCCGAGUGCGCCCGAGCCGCGCCGAGCCCGCCCGAGCGAGUGCGCAGCGCGGCCGACUUCACACCGGUGCAUGCGCGAGCGCGGCGAGAACGUCUCGUCUGCACACGCUAUCUGUCAACAAACUUCCCCGCGUCCAAAAUAGCUGACGGCUCAACUUUCGAGUGAUCCUUUCCAAUAUCGACUGGUUUAUUGUGAAGUGUGAGAUCUCUGCAGAGAACUCAAAAUUAAAGUUCGACGUUGACUCAGUGAAGGAACCGUGUUAUUUUUUGUUUUGGAUCGCGUGCGCGACUCGCGGUGAGUUGCUGCCGUGGACGUGUGUGAGUGACUAUUCCGUCUACCUACAUGGAAAGUAGCCCUUGAUGAAGCUGGUACAUCAAUCCCAACCGCCGGUUUUGGUGAUGUCGCACAAUUCAUGGCGUUCGCCAAGGAAUAAGUCGGGAGGUAUCGUAGUAUGGGUGCGCGCGAUGGAGUGAGAUCAGCGUGGGAUAGCUGCAAGGGCUAGUAGCGAUGUUUGAGUCCCUGGUGUCGCGGCUGACGUCGCCGCCGGUGUCGCGGCGGCGCCACACGGUGCACACGCCGCGGGAGGUGUGCAGCGAGCCCGAGGAGGACGAGGCCCCGGUGCAGCGAAGGUCGCGGACCGCCAAGCAGCUGCUGGACAAGCGACGCAAGGCGCGGCUGUCGUGCGCAGACAUUUCCGCUGCCACUAAUGCGGAGCCGGAGCGCUCCUCGCGCAUGGACGCACUGAAAGCAUUCUUGCCACUGAGACAAUCGAAGUCACUUGGACGACUCGACGGGCUCAAAGAGACACCCGGAAUCAUGGUGGCGUACCUACUGGUAUCAGGAGUAUUCCUAACAUUCCUCAGAAAACCUACAGCCAAAAUGACUGUUUUGGAGCAGAAACUGGAGGGCGAAUUCAGAUACGUAAACGCAAGGCUCAUAACGAAUUCAGAAGAGAUCGCAUUCUAUCAGGGCAACCACAGGGAGCAGUUGACUCUCCUCGCCAGUUUCUACAAGCUGACGCGGCAUCUACGCAACUUCUUGAACUUCAGAGUCGCUAUGGGAUUCAUCGACAACAUCAUAGCUAAAUAUGUCGCAAUCACAGUCGGUUUCUACGCCGUAUCGCGGCCGUUUUUCGCCAAAAACCACAAUCUGCUCACAACUGGAACUGAAAAUGAUAGGUUUAAGCACUACUACACAUACGGAAGAAUGAUGGUCAAAAUGGCGGAAGGCAUCGGUCGUCUCGUUCUGUCCGGUCGCGAGAUGAACAAAUUGGCUGGGCUCACGGCGCGAGUCACGCAACUACGGACUGUGUUGGACGAAGUGUACCAAGGGAACUACAAGAGGACCAUGCUUGAUAGGAACUCGCAGAAUGGCACCACUACGUCUGACACGCCGAUGCUGUUUGCGCCGGGCGCGGGCCGUAUCAUCUACCAGGACAAGAUCAUCCGCUUCGAGCGCGUGCCGCUCGUCACGCCUAACGGAGACGUGCUCAUCAAGGAGCUCUCCUUUGAAGUCAAAUCAGGAAUGAACGUGCUUGUCUGCGGACCGAACGGUUGCGGCAAAUCGUCCAUGUUCCGAAUGCUGGGAGAGCUGUGGCCCAUCUUCGGCGGGACCCUCACCAAGCCGCCCAAGGGCAAGCUGUUCUAUGUGCCGCAGAGGCCGUAUAUGACUCUUGGCACGCUUAGAGAUCAGGUGAUCUACCCCCAAACCCGCGAGGAGAUGGUCCGGCGGGGGCGCACCGACGCUCAGCUCACAAAGUUCUUGGAGCUGGUGCAACUGGCGUAUCUUAGUGCUCGAGACGGCGGCUGGGACGCUGUUGAAGACUGGAUGGACGUGCUUUCUGGAGGAGAGAAGCAGAGGAUAGCUAUGGCUCGUCUAUUCUACCACGAGCCGCAGUUUGCGAUCCUGGACGAAUGCACCAGUGCCGUCUCGGUCGACGUGGAAGGCCAGAUGUACCAGUACUGCAGAGAGAUGGGCAUAACCCUCUUCACCGUAUCGCACCGCAAGUCGUUAUGGAAGCACCACGACCACUACCUCCAAAUGGACGGCCGAGGUGGCUACGUCUUCGAGGCCAUAGACAACGAAACGCAGGAGUUCGGUUCGUGAUCGAAUCGGCGUCGGCUCGGAGUCGUGGCGACGUCGAUUCGAAAGCGAACCCGGGUCAGAACGAAAUCGAAGCGCGUGUAUAUGCGAUGCACGCGUUGUGUUUUUUAAUGCAUUUUAAAUCAGUGUAUCUGUUACAAAAUGUCUUAUAUUUAUGUGUAUAUUGAAUUCAAUAUAAUGAAAUAUAAUUUUUAUUUCGUUACUUUAUUAUCUUUUUAGAUUGUGAUUCGAAUCACAUAAUACAUAGUUAACCUUUAACUAAGGUCACAAUUUCACAAAUAUGUAUUGAUCGAUCAAUCGAUCGAAAUUAUUAAAAUCUUCUCCUAGUGCGAGUAGUUAGCCAACUUUUAACGAUUUACUAUCCAUAUUUUAUUCAGUAAUUACUAAGAAAUAAAUAGUAAAUAAUGGACAUGUUUUCUUCUAUAGAACUAUCAAUUUCAAAUUUCGUAAUAGGAUGUAUAUUUAAUUUAUUUUUAUAGUUAUUAUAACAUCACACGUAAUUAUAAUACCUUUAUAAUUCUAAAAUUCUAACAUAAUACCUAAACUUGUUCCUUUCUCAU
Ostrinia furnacalis (Asian corn borer) is the source of this 2679-nucleotide messenger RNA. RefSeq names its product ATP-binding cassette sub-family D member 3-like. NCBI's taxonomy places the organism in Eukaryota, Metazoa, Arthropoda, Insecta, Lepidoptera, Crambidae. The transcript has 12 exons. Gene Ontology annotation, biological process: fatty acid beta-oxidation; peroxisome organization; long-chain fatty acid import into peroxisome. The record is from RefSeq and is a predicted model, not a curated record. Bases 524 to 2122 code for a protein of 532 amino acids. Gene Ontology annotation, molecular function: ABC-type transporter activity; ATP binding; ATP hydrolysis activity. Gene Ontology annotation, cellular component: peroxisomal membrane.